ACUGUCUGGAAAAUUAUUAAUUUAAUUAUCUAAAUCCAACUUAUCUAAAAGUUUACACUUAACCUCUAUUUACAUUUAUGAUAAAAAUGUUUGUUUUUCAACAAAUGCAUAAGUAUAUAUCAUUGGAAAUAGGAAACAGCAUUCACAUUAUCGAAAAACCGCAUAAUACAUCAGAUUCCAGUGCGCUUCCUGUUCUAUUUUCUUAAUAAACUGUUCAUUCAGUAAACUAUAGUGAGAGCAGUAACCUGACAUGGAACCUUCUCUAGCCAUGAAUUCCGACAAUUAUUGUUUUCCUAUAACCGACAUAGAUGCAAUUGGUGAUGUUAUAAAAGACCCACCUAAGUGGGUUAAUCAAAUAGUACCUUUAAUAGAGAGAAGUACUUGUGUUGUUGAGAACACUUUGUCUGAUUGUCAUUUCGAAGCGGACCAUUUUCAAGUAAAAAAACGACUUGAUUCAAGAACAGUUCCCAGAACGUUAGUUUGUCAUGAUUAUAAAGGAGGAUAUAGAGAAGACAGGUUUAUGUAUGAUGAAAGAACACUAGCAAAAGGAAACAGCUAUACUUUUUAUAAUUGGUCUCAAAUUGACAUAUUUGUAUACUUUAGUCAUCAUUUUAUCACCAUUCCUCCAGUUUGUUGGAUUAAUGCAGGACAUAGUAAUGGAGUUAAAGUUUUAGGAACAAUAAUCACAGAGUUCAAAGAAGGCGAAGAAAAAUGCAAAUCAAUUUUUAAAGACAUGCAAACUAUGCAAAGUUUCGCUCGUUCUCUUGCUAUUUUAACAAAUACCUUUAAAUUUGAUGGGUGGUUGUUGAACAUAGAGAACCCUGUCGAACAUAUUGAUAUAUUAAAGACGUUUGUAACAAUUUUAACAGAAUUAACACACUCUGAAAAUCCCGGAAGUUUGGUAAUUUGGUAUGACAGUGUUACUAUUGGUGGAAAAUUAUUGUGGCAAAACGAACUGAAUUCAAAUAAUGAAACGUUCUUUGAUUCGUGCGAUGGAAUAUUUUUAAAUUAUGUAUGGACAGAAGAAAAAAUAAUAAAAUCAGCCGAACGAGCCAAACACAGAUGUCCCGACGUCUAUGUGGGAAUCGACGUCUUCGGCAGAAACACCUUUGGUGGAGGCAAUUUUAAUUGUUACAAGGCGGCUGAGAUUAUCAGAAAGUACAACAUGUCAAUGGCUAUUUUUGCACCUGGUUGGACGCAUGAAACGUUACAAUCGGAGGACGAUAAGUUUUUUGAAAUGUUCGUUAAUCGAGACACUGCGUUUUGGAAAAGUUUAGCACCCUAUAUGUACACGAGACCGGUUACAAAUGUUUUCAAGACCCGAUUUAAUAUUGGACUCGACAAAGAACAUUACAACAUAUUUUCGCAACAAAGCCAACUGUCCUCGUUGGGUUAUCCAGAAAAUACAGUACAUAUACCGGAAUUUGCAACUAUAGUGCCUUUAAAACUGUCAUGUGACUGUAUUAAAACAGUUGUGUUGAACAAUUAUAAAUCGUACGUGAUUUCAACAUCCAAUUUGCCUAGAAACAUUUCCUAUGUUCACAGUUUGUUUUCGUGCGAUUUAAAAAUAAAAGGCAACACCCUCGUUUAUUUCGUUACGAAAAGGAUGGACCAUUCUCAGGGUGGGCUUAGUUUGGUGUUUUUGACGUCGGCGAGUGAACGGUUUAAGAAAAUCAAGCUGUUAAGUCACAACAAAUUGGAUUGUUUGAAAACUAUGUCACUUGUUGAAGUAAAUCCAUCUACUGAAACUGAUUUAAUAAAGGAUAUUGAACACUGUUAUACUGAAUUACUAGAGAAGUUUGAUUGUGAAUUGAGGGUCUACACAUUUUCAACAGAACCUUGUGAUAUUCUAGAAAUAGGAGCAACAGUAGAAAAUGGCUCUUCGAUAUGCUUAUUUGCUUUCGGCAUACAAAACGAAAGUCCAAAUUUAUUGAAUUAUUUUUUUAAUGAUAUAUAAAGUAUUUUAAUUUGUAAGGCUAUUAAUAAAGUAAUGAUCAACAUAUAAAUAAGUAUAAAACAUACUCACUCCUCGGGAUAAUUAAAUUAAUUGUUUGUAUAUAUUCUAAUAAAUAAUCAAAUAUA
Molecule: messenger RNA, 2082 nt
Organism: Aethina tumida (small hive beetle)
Lineage: Eukaryota; Metazoa; Arthropoda; Insecta; Coleoptera; Nitidulidae
Gene: ENGase
Product: cytosolic endo-beta-N-acetylglucosaminidase
Exons: 6
Coding region: 251-1957 (568 amino acids)
Biological process (GO): protein deglycosylation
Cellular component (GO): cytoplasm
Molecular function (GO): mannosyl-glycoprotein endo-beta-N-acetylglucosaminidase activity
Source: RefSeq, a predicted model, not a curated record